GGGAAUAUUGGUGGGAAAGGGGAAGAGAAACUCUACGACGUGGAUUUGGGACACGAUCAGACCAACGGCUGCUGUGGAGAAGGGGGGUGUUGCCAUAGUAACAACCACCGUCCGCUCUCGGUCCAAUCAGGCGACAUCGUUCGACCCCCCUCCUCUUCCCUCCCGCCGUCACACAGCCGCUCCUACAGAAAGCUCUACCCCUACGUCCUCAAAGCUGUCAGCUACGCCUUUUGGCCGGAGAAAUAUGCCGUAGUUCCUCUGUUAGUCCUCGUGGUUCUCUCUUCCGUGGCCAUCAUGCUGGGUUGCCUCGUUUUGUUCAAUGUGUUUCCGCUCACGUACAACAUCAGCAUCAGCUCUGUGCAAGUCCCAGACCACGAGUCCUCGAUUCACUGGGACGCGUACCAAGCCGCCGUGGAGAAACAGUUCUUCAAUGAAACCAAUCCGAACACUUUCAGUGGCGACUCGUCUGUCAGCUCCAAAAAUUUACUGUCGGACGAUGGAGGCGGAGGAGGAGGAGGAGGUAAUGAAGAAAAGGCAGCUAGCUCGUCGUCUUCUUGCUGCAACAGCGGCUCAAGCCAGCGUAGGAUGCACGGGACGUGGGUUUUGGAGCUGGUCUAUCGGGGUCGCGGCGGACGAAACCUGCUCGAAACGAGACACAUCGAGUACCUCCACUCGAUCGAGGAACACAUCUACAACCUUCCGAAGUACUCCACAGUCUGUCACUUUGCCUUCAGGAACCCAGUCUGCGAUCCGGUCAACUCCCUCCUGACCUACCUCUACCCUCGUAGCACGGACGACGGCUCUCUCUUGAGAGACACACUCCCGGACGAUUGGAGGGAGUCUGUAGACACAAGUCAGUUGACUGUGGAGCAGGCGGAGCAGCUGUUGUGGUAUACCGGAGGUAAUAUCGGGAACACUUCGCUCCUGAGAGCCCAGGUUCGUGUGGGUGUGCCUCUACCAUGUUACUGUUCCUAUGGCGACAGAACUAACGAACAGCACCAGAAAGUGAAAGAGUUUUUCAUAUCGCUCAUUCCUUUUCUCGAACACGCUUCCACCAGUGAAGUGGAGGUCCUCUAUGGAGGAGGAGACAUAUUUGACUACGAACUAAACCAGGCCAAACGCCACGACCUGCUUCUCGGAAUCGGAUCGUUUGCCAUCGUCCUUGUCGCCAUGUUCAUACUGACGGGCUUCUCCGCGUGUCUGACUUUCUGGGGCGGCUUUGCUCUCGUCCUGUGUUUCCUCGUCUCUCUAUUUUUCUACCGCGUCGUCCUCGGUUACGAAACAUUCUCUCUCCUCACCAUCGUCACCAUAUUUGUCAUCAUCGGGAUCGGUGUGGACGACGUUUUCGUGUUUCUCAACACGUUCAAACAGUCGCGAGGGUUGGAGGGACUGGACAGCACGCACAAGAGGCUGGCUCACACGAUUCUCGUGGCCACUUCUGCCACCUUCUGCACCUCGGCAACAACUGCCAUCGCCUUCCUCGCCAACGCAGUAUCUCAGAUUCCUGCAGUCCGACAGUUUGCCAUCUUCACCGGUCUAGUCGUUAUCUUCUGCUUCAUCACCGUUGCCAUAACGAUGCCGCUGUUUCUCCACAUCUGGCAGGUGUGGCUACUUCCAGUCGAAGAUUUCAUCCUCACACUCCUCAUCUUUCCGUUUAGACAUCUCAUCAAAUUCUUCAGACACCUUGCCUGCCGUUGCAGUUUGUUCCAGGGCUCCGCCUCCUACUCAGUCGUCCCUCCUGUAAGAAUGACUGAACUAACAGACAUGAAUCUGGAGACCGACAGCGGCAUUAUUGAGGACAGGGGGAGCGACAGUACUGGGUCCGAUUCCAAUUCCGUGGGGUCCGAUUCCCAUUCUAGUACGUCUAGCCUCGUGGCCGAGGAAGAUGGGAACAUCGGUAUGGAACCGGGGAGCAAACGGAACGGAACGGAUACGACAGCAGCCGUGGUAUCGAGAAUGGAAGAACCGGUGAACGGGAAUCCUGAAGUUACACGUUCCCCUACAAUAGAGAACAGAAUCACUGUGCUGGUGCAAAAAGCACUCCUUUUCACCAUAGCUCGUGUGGUAAUGCUACCGCAGUUGGUUCGCUGUCAUUGUCUGCCCGACGGUCUACUCCGGACGAUCGUGCGCUGGAUCACCAGAUUACUACCGGUGAUUCUAUUUAUUGCCAUCCUGGUAUCAAUGAGCGGCGCCGCAUCGCAGCUGCAGCCUUCGGACGGUCCUCCGCAGAUCUUUGAUCCCGACAGCAACAUGCAGAAGUUGCUGAACCUGCAGGGAAAUCUCACCGACGUCGAGUCAAUCAACUGCUGGAACUGCUCCGCCUGGUACAUUGGAACUACUAGUGGAGGAGGAGGGACAGCAGGAGGCGGUACUCAGGGACCUACUAGUGGAACGACGCAGAGCAGUACCACAAACCCCACCACACCUCCUCCCCAGACCGCUACCACUAGACCUACCACUCAUGCCACUACCGCUACCACUGCGACCACUGCCACCACAAGUGGUACCACCAGCAAACCAACAGACCGUACCACCCCUCCCCCCACUUCCUCCACCUCUUCUCCCUCUUCUUCUUCACCAACUUCUGCAUCUUCACCAACUUCUGCAUCAUCUUCGCCGUCUGACGGGACUCCGCCCACUAACAAGCCUCCUCCCACUUCUGGCCCCGCCCAGAAUCCGAACCUCGUGAAUAACAUUGUAGUGAACGUGGUAUUUGGUGUGGAAGGGGUUAAGAGGAAAUAUUCGACGUCGCACGUUUUGCCAGGAGUUGAAGGAGAAGGGCGCCAAGCAAUUCUGGACAAGUCAUUCUCCUCCAUGUUCACGUGCCCCCCUCCCUCCUCAUCCUCCUUCUCCCUCCCCUCCCUCCUCGGGACCCUCCGCGCCAUGUGUCGCGUCUGUCACAACAUCUCCAACCCGGCCAACGGACUAGUCCUCAACGGGAUCUUCACCUGCUUUCCUCCGGAGAUAGUCGAGACAUUGGAGAGCAAGUGCCUGCCACCGGGCUUCAGUCUGAGCGACUUGGAAGAGUGCCGCGCGGCGAAGAGUGGAAAUUCUUACGUCAGGGCCCACUAUAAUUACACCAAGACUGAGACUGGAGCUGGGACUCUGAGAUUUCUGGCCAUGGCCUUUAGAUCAACCACUUCACCGAGCGACUCUGCCACUGAGAACAUAGUUGACUACGAAAAGUGGGAGGAUUUCCUCUCUUCUGAACUGAAAGCAAUUCGUCGUCUCUCCGGCGAGGGGCAGCCAUACGAAGGAGCCUGGGACAUCAUCCAACAUACGUUUCAAGCCUCGGGGUACUGGGUCGACAUCAAUACGGAGAUCAUCGCCAUUCGCGGAUCUUUCUAUGGAAUCCUCAUUUCCAUCAUGCUCUGCGGGAUUGUCGUCGCCGUCCUGUCACACGACUGGUCGGUCGUUUUGGCGAUGGGACUGACCAUUCUGGGGAUGCUGGUGACUCUGCUCGGGCUGUUCAAGAUGUUCGGGUGGACGCUGGGAAUAAUCGAGGCAGUCUCGCUGUCAAUUCUCGUGGGGAACUCCCUCGAUUAUUGCAUUCAUCUCACAGAGGGUUACGUGGCAACCGACACAAGACACUUGGCCUUCCUCCACAAAUUCAAGUUCACCCACGGAGCCAGUCCGCGUGUCCAGCGAGUCAUGUCGGCCAUCUCUUUCAUCGGAGUCUCCAUACUCAGCUCUGCCCUCACCACGUUCCUGGCCACCAUCCCCUCCUCGCCACCCAGAUCCGUCUCCUCACGCGCUUCGGACAGAUCCUGAUCCUCGACACGGUCGUUGCCAUUCUCUAUACUCUGUUCUUCUGCAGUACGUCCUCAGUCUGCUUCGCACCGGUCGGUACCUCGCGAAGCCCCUGGCGUAUCUGAACGCUGUCCUAACCAUUACGGCACCGUUGUUCUAAUGCUUAUUAUUUUCUUCGUCUCCACGGAAGUCAUGUCAAUGUAUAACAUUAUAUAAUUUCCCUCAGCCAGACUUUUUUAAGUGCAUUGUUAAGUUGUCAAAUUUUUUAAUGUCAGGAACGUAAUGAUUAUUCCGGUGUAUGUCAAUAUCAUGACGGCAACGACUUUCCAUCAACGUGGGUGGGAAGUUGAUACUAUUUUUAGAUCGCUUCUAAAAAUAGUAGCAAGUCACGUGAGCAUAUACACGCAGGAUUAAUCAAAAUUAAUUAUCAGCAGCAUAUCGCGUGCGCAGAACCCGUCUAA
Messenger RNA from Geodia barretti, 4211 nucleotides. The record is from the annotation of a GenBank genome assembly. NCBI's taxonomy places the organism in Eukaryota, Metazoa, Porifera, Demospongiae, Tetractinellida, Geodiidae.